Molecule: messenger RNA, 2387 nt
Organism: Olea europaea var. sylvestris
Lineage: Eukaryota; Viridiplantae; Streptophyta; Magnoliopsida; Lamiales; Oleaceae
Product: protein trichome birefringence-like 4
Exons: 5
Coding region: 710-2086 (458 amino acids)
Cellular component (GO): Golgi apparatus
Molecular function (GO): O-acetyltransferase activity
Source: RefSeq, a predicted model, not a curated record
UUCCCAGUUUUGUCUCCUCAACAGCAACUGCCCAAUUUGAUUCACAAAAUUGUCUUUGCAUGCACGUGAAUAUAGACAAUUGAAUUCCUAGCUCCAGCCUCCAAGUGCUAUCUAUUGCGUUUACAAAUUAUUCCCAAAACUGCCUCAAAUUCCGUGUGUGUGUAUUAAUCUUCAGCAGCAAGCAACCUUUUCUCUCCUCUUUUCCCGGCUAUAAACGUAUAUAUGUAUAUAUUUUGGCUGCCCUAUUUUUUCAGUUCAUCUACGUGUCUAUAUAAAUAGACUUUGACUUAUGGGCCAUAAUUUUCCAAGCUCAAACCCUAGCCCAACUCAAGUAUACAAUAUUGCAUUUCACGCCUUGACUUUUAAAUAUGUUUAAUUAAGUCAUUUUUUGUUCAUAGAAUGCCAAUUACAAUUAAAAACCUAACAAUACCAAACUGGGGCUUAACAGAAUUGAGACUGAAAUACAUGGAGCCAGAAAUCAAUAUCAAGCCCUCGUAUUUUCACCCGCCUCUACUAAACAUCAACAAACUGGCCGGCCCCUAUCUCCAUCAGAAACGGCCAAGAAUUAUCAAGUCAUUCCAAUUCUCUUUCGAAAUUCCCAAAUCAAAAUAUGAUUUCCGUUAAACUCUCUUCUCAAUUUUAAUUCUCUUCCCUUCCCCACUUUUAUAUCAAAAAUCUGUGUCUUCUUCAUUUCCAUUGUUCCUUUUUAAUGGAUUCCCUCAAGAACAUGUACGAUACUGUAAUGCAGUUAUCAAGAAACCUCAACUGCCUUCUUUCAGAAUCAAGAACACAAGGGUUCUUCAUGCUGAUACUUACUCUAAUUCUCCUCAUCUUCUUCUUCUCAAAUUCAAAUGAUUCGUCCCCCGCCAUUUCUUACACCAGUUUAACCUCCCGGAUUCACUCCUCUUCACCUUCAGAUCAAGUGUCGCCAUUGUCUACAGUUGUUUCCGCUGAUCCCUGUCACGUCGCCGCAUUUUCGCCAUCUGGAACAACCCGUAAAAGUUCCAGAAGUUCUGGGAACUGUAGCGUUUUUAACAAAGAAAUUGCUUCUUGUGAUUUCUUUGAUGGCCAUUGGGUUAAGGAGGAAAAUUUCGAACCGCUAUAUAAACCUGGUUCUUGUCCUUACAUUGAUGAUGCCUUCAAUUGUUUCAAGAAUGGCCGCAUUGAUUCAGAUUACCUCAAGCUCAGGUGGAAGCCACAUGGUUGUAAGAUUCCAAGGUUUAGUGGGUUGAAAAUGUUGAAGAUGCUGAGAGGAAAAAGAAUGGUGUUUGUAGGGGAUUCACUGAACAGGAAUAUGUGGGAAUCGUUAGUCUGUGCCUUGAGAGAAUCGCUGGUUCAUAAAGACAGAGUGUUCGAAGCUUCGGGCGGUAGAGAGUUCAGGAGUCAAGGGUUCUAUUCGUUCAAAUUUGAGGACUUCAAAUGCUCAAUUGAUUUUGUCAAAUCUCCAUUCCUUGUUCAAGAAUGGAUAGUUUCGGACAAGGCUGGAACACGUAGAGAAACGCUGAGGCUCGACUUGAUGCAAGGCUCUUACAACAAGUAUCAUGAUGCUGAUAUUAUUAUUUUCAACACAGGUCACUGGUGGACUCACCAAAAAACCUAUAAAGGAAAUUACUACUUCCAGGAAGGCAAUCAUGUGUAUAGUAAGCUUGAGGUGGCGGAUGCAUAUAAGAGGGCAUUGAGGACGUGGGCUCAAUGGGUUGAUACUACUAUCAACAGCAGUCGAACCAGGGUCUUCUUCCAUGGAUACUCUGCUUCUCAUUUCAAAGGAGGUCAAUGGAAUUCUGGAGGUAAUUGCUAUGGUGAGACUAAACCGAUAAUGAACGACACCUAUCUUGCACCAUAUCCAUGGAUGAUGAGAGUCCUGGAAUCUGUAAUAUCAGAAAUGAAGACUCCUGUUAUUUACCUCAACAUAACGAAAAUGACUGACUACAGAAAAGAUGGGCAUCCCUCAAUUUUCAGGCAAUCAGUAACACAGAUGAAGCCUGGCACAAUCCAAGAUUGCAGCCAUUGGUGCCUCCCAGGGGUACCAGACUCUUGGAACGAGCUUCUCUAUGCCAUAUUGCUUAGAUCUCAGAAAAAAAUCUAAGUAAUUACUAGAUUUUCCAACUUUUUUACCUUUGUAAAUUUGAUAUCAUAUAUUGAGGAUCAUAUCAUCUUGCUCCUUUGUUCAUGUCUUAAAGCUUGGAAGAGACAUCAUUUUGAUUCAUAUUUCACAAUAUGGAAGUUUUCCGGAUAAUCUAGGGAAGUUAUAUGCUAGGUUUUCUCAUUGUUGAGGUCUUUUUAAGAUUUUCUAGUCAAAUUGUCGGAAUGGUUAAGGAAUCGAAUUUAUCUAUAUGUACAAGGUUGGAUCUCACAGGGUUUUCACAAGUUCCUCAUAUGAGGUGAAU